Messenger RNA from Apis dorsata (giant honeybee), 4737 nucleotides. It is a transcript of the gene rin, whose product is annotated as ras GTPase-activating protein-binding protein 2. Gene Ontology annotation, cellular component: ribonucleoprotein complex; cytosol. The record is from RefSeq and is a predicted model, not a curated record. The transcript has 9 exons. NCBI's taxonomy places the organism in Eukaryota, Metazoa, Arthropoda, Insecta, Hymenoptera, Apidae. Gene Ontology annotation, molecular function: mRNA binding. Bases 321 to 2123 code for a protein of 600 amino acids.
GGCUAAGAAGUCAGCUUCUGUAAGAGAGUCGUUUAUCUCUAUACGACCGGUGCUUCUGUGCAGGUUCCGCUGCAUGUGCUGACAUCAAGGUGCUUGGAGGACUCAUACAUUGUACUGUUUUUAUAAUUAACAUUAUUGUGGACUGUUGUUAUUCGUGAAAACUUUCUGUUUUCGUCGAAGCAUCUCGUUUUGCCGGGAAAAGCAGUGAGUUGUGUCGCGCAUAAGUGAUUCCAUCGGAAAUCUAAACUUUUAAUUCUCACGAUUAUUAUAUACUAUUGCUGUUUAAGCAAAGUACUAUUUUAGAAGUUAGAAAUAAGAAAAUGGUCAUGGAGGCAUCCCCUUCUCCACAAAAUGUCGGUCGUGAAUUUGUCCGACAAUAUUAUACUUUACUUAAUCAAGCUCCUGCGCAUCUCCAUAGAUUCUAUAAUCAACACUCUUCUUUUGUACAUGGAGGAUUAGAUUCAAAUAGAGAAUCUACUCCUGCAAUUGGCCAAAAGCAAAUACAUCAAAAAAUUCAACAAUUAAACUUUCGAGAUUGUCAUGCUAAAAUAAGUCAAGUUGAUUCACAAUUAACUCUUGAAAAUGGUGUUGUUGUACAAGUAUCUGGAGAAUUAUCCAAUGCUGGACAACCAAUGCGCCGUUUUACACAAACAUUUGUUUUGGCUAUACAAGCACCAAAAACAUAUUAUGUACAUAAUGAUAUAUUUCGUUAUCAAGAUUUGAUCUUUCCUGAUGAAGAGGAAACGGAUGUAGGUGUUGUAGAAGGAGGUGUAGGUGAAUCUGGAGAGAGGGAAGGAGAAGAAGGAGGUCGUUCUGAACCGGAAGAAGAUGAACAUCAAAAUCGAGGGCAACAACUUUCAGCACCAGCUGCAUCUACUGAGCCUCAAGCUCAGCCACCGCUUAUCCCUGCACAACAACCUGUACUACAACAGCAACAACAAAUAUAUUAUCCACCACCGCAACAAACUCAUGUACAUCCCGUAAUGCAACAAGUACUAAAUGGAUCGGUUCAUGAAGAAACACCAUUGAUCAAUCAACAACCACCACCUGCACAGCAGCAACAACAGCAGCAACAACAACAACCACCUCCACCACCUGCUCAACAACAUCAGUAUAUAACUGAAACUACAUCACAAACACAAUUUGUACAAGAAACAGAAUUGGAUUCCACUACUGAGCAGCAACAACAAACGGAAAAUGAACCACAAGUACAAUCAAAUGAAACUCGAGAACAACCUGAAACUGAAACAUUUACUACAUCUGUACAAGAAUCUGAACCAGAACAUCAAGUGGCAAAUACAAAUGUAACUAGUAGUGGGCCGAAAACAUAUGCUAAUCUUGUUAAAUCAUUCCCCAGUACUACCGGAGCUACCAGCCCUCAAGCCCCCAAAUUAUCUAUGUCACCGCCUCCAUUGACAAACUUACGUUUAGACGAUAGAUCACCAUUACAUCCGACUAAUAGUGGACCUACACUUUCUACAUCAACUAGCGUUUCCACGCCUCAACAACAAACUCAUAGAGUUGGCAAUCAACAACCACAACAACAGCAACAUCAGCAACAACGAGCUCCAAGAGGAGGGGCAGUGCAACGAGAUGGCGAUCGUCGGGGAACAAGACAAAGUCAAUAUAGUGAUGCUCAUCAACUCUUUCUUGGAAACUUACCGCACAAUGCAUCAGAAGAUGAUUUACGUCAAGUGUUUGAAUCUUAUGGUAGAGUAGUAGAGUUGCGUAUACACAGUAAAUCAAAUGAUAGGUGCAAAGGUCCACAAGGAAAUAAUACAGGAAAAGUGCCUAACUAUGGAUUUAUCACUUUCCCAAUUUAUUAUCCUGCUGAGAAUGGACAAAAAUUAAAUGUUGAAGAAAAAAAAGUUAAGCCUAGAACAAUGGAGGGCAGCGGUGGUCGAUUGAAUUCGAAUGAUGGUAGUAUGAGAGCAAUGGGCGGUCAACAACAACAGCAACAACAACGUGGUCCGGGUGGACCUGGAGGAAUGAUGAGAGGUGGUCAACAUGGUACAAGAGGUGGACGUGGAGGAUUUUCACGAGGGGGUGAUGGUGGAAGGGGAGGUGGUGGAAUGCGGCAAUCUGGUAAUCCAAGCAAUUUAAGUUACCAAAAUCGCCGCUAAUAUUUCAAGCAACGUUAAAGGCACACCCCAGUUUCUUUUUUCUUCGGUCAUCGAUAUAUAAUUAUCAUCCUCAUUUUUAAACUCAAAAUCCAGGACUAUUUCGUAUGCAACAUAACGUGAUUAAAGGCGCUAUCCUUUUACGCUUAAACAUCGCUUGCAUCGUUCGUCAAGCAACAACUAUAAAUGACGCAGCUCAAAUUGUAUGGAAUACGAACUCGAAUAGGAUUAUCGCAUUUAUGCUAAGUUCGUCGUGUUUGUGGAUAAGGAAUAAUGAUUUAAUAAAAUAAUUCAUUGAACAUUCAACUUAAUUGGUUGGAUAUUUGAUGAAGUAAUUACGAGUUCGUCCUUCAUACAUCGACGUCAGACAAUUUACAAGACUUUACGAUGAAAACAAAACUGCAUCCAUUUGCAUAUGUACGUAUAACAGAGCGACGUGUGAUAUCCUGUUUUGAGAUAUGGGUGUGUUUUUGUCUCCUAAUAUGUAGCCCACGUUUCUUAAAAGCCAAUAUUCAAAAAAAACAAAAUUGUUGCCAAUUUUUGUGAUAGAAUGCAAAAGAAAACUUGAACUAAGAAAACGUUAUCGAAACAUAUGUGGCAUAUAAAAACAAGAUAUAGUGAUAGAAAUAUACAUCAUAUAUACAUACACAUAUAAUAUAUGUCGAACUAGGGGAUUUGGUAACAUAUUUUUUGUUUUCUAUUGGAUAAAUAUUAUGAAAGUCAUACGUCGCUCUUUUAGUUUUCUUCGUUUGCCAAUCGUAUUCAGGAGACAUAAGCGGUGCGAAUUCCGCUCUCGUAUAAGUAAGUCACGAGCCAAAUUAAACGAAAUUAAAACGAGAGGAUACGAAUCGUUUUAACUAUGAAAUAUCGUACAUUUCAUAUGCUCUCGAGUUAAUUCAUUGACUGCCGAUAAAACGUUCCACCUACAUGUAGAAAGUCGGCAAUAAUGUUUAUAGGUGGUAGUUGGUCGGUGUUGGUUAACGAGUAGAGAACUGCGGCUGUUCUGUGGUCGCAUACAAAAAGACACAGUCGAUUUUUUCACAAAACAUGGCCAACUAUCAAUCGACCGGUAUCGAUUGAUAGUGGGGCAGUAUCCUUAGACUGCAGCUGGUCUCGCCGUUUCCUAAUUCAUCCGCGUGUCGCUUAUGCUCUAUUUUGUUCCAAUCUGCUAAUUUUUGUUCGAUUUUUUUUUUUUUUUUUCUAUUCCAUAUGUAUCUUUGCAUAUUAAGCUCUUGCUUUUUCUUCUUAUGUUAAUCAUCAUCUCUUUCUUAUUUACUCUACUCUUUUUGUCAAUCUUUUGUUUCUUUUUUCCUUUUUUUUUUUUUUUUUUUUUUUUUUUUUUUUUUUUUUUUUUUUUCUUUUUCUUUCUUUCUUUUAGAUCAUAAAGAAGGGCAAUGCUAUUUCAAAAUUAAACUUGAAUAGUUCAAUAUAAUUUAUUGAGAAUUCUAUAAUUUCCAACAGUCUUUAGUCUCUAGUGAUCGCAGAACUCGCAGUGCGCUGCUAAAAUAGAGAGACCUAGUACCGUUAUAACAACACAGAAUAUCUUGACUUAAUACAAAAUGUCGUAAUUACAGAAAAUUAUUGGGAAAUUAACGUUGUAUAAUAUUGAACAAAAAAUUUGCCCGCUUACUAACAUAGCUAGUAUUAUUCUUGUAAUGAUUAUACAUACGUAAAUAGCAAUUUUUCAAAGUUCGAUCAAAAGUGAUAAAUAUUCGUAUAAAAAUAUUAUAAACUCCUUUCAUCAGGCUCUUUUCUUCGAUAUUAUACUUCCAUAUCAAUAAUGAGAUCGAAAUACGUAUAAAUAUUUUUUUCGAAAGAAUUGUGUUAGUUUUCUGGCACUAAGAUACACUUUUAAAUGUUUCUCAAUCUAUAUAUAUUUGUCGUAUGAAUGAAUAGUUUUAUUCGCAUGAAGUAAUAACAGCAAUUUAGUGAAAUUAGAUUGUCGAUUUAACUUAUCUUUUAUAUACAAAAAAUAAAUUCAGCACGUGCACUUAUUCUAUAUCACCGAAUGGAAUUGAGAAAUAUUUUAAUUCUUGUAAGUACUCUAAUAUGUAGAUAGUAUUUUCCUAUCUGUAUUUUCGACAUGUGUCCGUAUAAAGGUGCUAGGGCAGAUGAAACAAAGGAGAGAAAGAGAACGAAAGGGGAUGUGUGUGGAUGUAAGAGAGAAAGAGAGAACGAGAGAAAGAAUUAUGUGUUUAUCAAAAAAAAAAAAAAAAAAAAAAAAAAAAAAAAAAAAAAAAAAAAAAAGAAUCAUUAGAAAUAUUUUCGAAUUUCUAGAAACAGUUUGUAAGAUGGGUCCUGCGAUUAUUAGAGACAGGGCGAUAUAUUUUUUCUGGCCUAUUUGUCAUGUUCUUCCUUUUUCUUUUAUUUUUGUUAACCAAAAAUAUCGUUUUUUUUCUCUCUAAAUUCUCAUCGCAUUAUAAGUCAUCGAAUAAUCAGGAUAAGAUUUUUAAACCAACAUUGCAACAAUGUAGAAGAAUCGUGAGUGCAAAGUAAAAAGUAAUACAAAAUACUACCAACAUCGUGAUAACAGUGGUAGCGCAUAUAGUAAUUUAUGUGCCAUCUCGUACAUGUACACCUCGCCCUAACCCAAGUGCACAGAUGAAAAUACAGAUUA